This is a messenger RNA of Paralichthys olivaceus (Japanese flounder), 2532 nucleotides long. NCBI's taxonomy places the organism in Eukaryota, Metazoa, Chordata, Actinopteri, Pleuronectiformes, Paralichthyidae. The record is from RefSeq and is a predicted model, not a curated record.
GAGUCAGCGAGGAUGAAGAUGUGAAGCGGAUGUUGCAGGGCUCCAGUAUGGUGAAGGUUCGCUCACCUCGCUGGCAGAAGCGACGAACUCUAAAGCUGCUGGAAGAUGGAGUCACUGUGUGGUGUCAGUCCCAAAAAACGUCCUCCCGUGCCAAGGAGCAACAAUCCUUCUCUGUCUUGGAGGUGGAGUGCGUUCGGGAGGGUUGCCAGUCAGAGAUGUUGCGGCAGUUGGGUGGGUCAGUACCUGAGGGCCGGUGCUUGACGGUGGUCUUCAAAGGGCCCAGAAAGAGCCUGGAUCUCCUCUGCCAGAGCCAGGAGGAGGCUCAACACUGGGCCCGCGGCAUCCGAAAGCUGCAAGGGAGAGUGGAGAACAUGAGCCAGAAGGAGAAACUUGACCACUGGAUUCAUGCUUACCUCAGUCGGGCUGACCAGAACCACGAUGAUAAGAUGAGCUAUGAAGAGGUCCAGACUCUGCUGCAGAUGAUCAACAUUGAUCUGAGCGAUCAAUAUGCCCGCAGCCUAUUUCAGAAAUGUGACCGGUCAGCUGACGGCCGUCUGGACCACGGGGAGAUUGAAGUUUUCUGCAGGGAGUUGUUACGGAGACCGGAGCUGGACACCGUGUUUAUCCGCUACUCUGCAAAUGGCUGUGUACUUUCCACUGUGGACCUGAGGGACUUCCUGAAGGACCAGGGGGAGGAUGCUUCUCUCAUCCAUGCCCAAAGCCUCAUACUCACAUAUGAACUUAAUGAGUGGGCCCAGAAGAACCAGUUCAUGACCCCCAAUGGCUUCACCAUGUACAUGCUGUCUAAGGAGAACUGUGCCUUUAACCCUGAACAUGCGAGGGUUUACCAAGACAUGAAACACCCACUGGCACACUACUUCAUCUCCUCCUCCCACAACACAUACCUCACCAAGGACCAGCUGACUGGGGACAGCAGCACGGAGCCAUACAUACGAGCUCUGAAUCACGGUUGUCGCUGUGUGGAGCUGGACUGCUGGGAUGGAGAUAAAGGAGAGCCGGUCAUCUACCACGGACACACACUCACCUCCAAAAUACCGUUUGUCGAAGUCAUUGAGGUUAUCAAUGAGUACGCUUUUAAAGCAUCUCCUUACCCUCUGAUCCUGUCCCUGGAGAACCACUGCUCUGUGGAGCAGCAGACAGUCAUGGCUCAACAACUGCGAUCCAUCCUGGGAGACAAGCUCCUCACCAAGCCCAUCGGAGGUCUGGACCCUCACAGCCUGCCCUCUCCGGAGGAUCUCAAAGGGAAAAUCCUUGUGAAAGGAAAGAAGGAGCAUGUGGAGGGCUCAUCGAGCACUUCAGACCUCAGCUCCUCAGAUGAGGAGACCAGCAGGACCGAAGGCAAACACCCCUCCAAAAAAGGGGACCCUAAGCCAAGUGUGUCUAAGCUGAGUCCCGAGCUGUCAGAGCUGGUUGUAUACACCCACAGUGUUUCCUUUAAAAGCUUUGAACACGCUGCCAGAAGCCCAGCGACUGAACUGUCCUCCUUCUCUGAGAGUGAGGCUCUCAGACACAUUAAGGACUCAGGGAUGUAUUUUGUGCGUCACAACAGUCACCAGCUCAGCAGGAUCUACCCCUCAGGUCAGCGCCUCCAGUCGUCCAACUACAACCCUCAGGAGAUGUGGAAUGGAGGCUGUCAGAUUGUCGCUCUGAACUUCCAGACCCCUGGUGAGCAGAUGGACCUAAACCAAGGGAGGUUCCUGCAAAACGGUCAGUGUGGGUACAUCCUGAAACCCCCCUUCAUGUGCCAGCCCGGCACCACCUUCAACCCAGAGAAUGUUGGUGGAGGUCCUGGCCACAGACCUGUACUGUUCACUGUCCGGAUUAUUUCAGCUCAGCAGCUUCCCAAGCCAGAGUGGGACAAGCCCAGCUCCAUUGUGGACCCUCAUGUGUGGGUGGAGAUUCAUGGUGCUACCAUCGACAACAAUAAGAAGAAGACUCAUCAUGUUGACAAUAAUGGCUUUAACCCGCGGUGGGACUGUACAUUUAACUUCACCAUCCAUGCCCCUGACUUGGCCCUGGUUCGCUUCAUGGUGGAAGACCACGACUACACCUCCAGCAAUGACUUCCUGGGGCAAUACACCCUGCCUUUCACCAGUCUCCGCACAGGCUAUCGCCACGUCCGACUGCUCAAGGUGGACGGCUCCACCCUUUCACCCGCAUCGCUCUUCGUCCACGUCACGGUCGGCCCCUGUGAGAGCAGUCCCCACAAAUCGUCUGCAAAAUCACCGGCCAGGUCACCGACCAAGUCAUCCGCCCAGGGACCCUAAUCCCCUGCCUCCGUCCAGGCAACGCCACUAAGGGAGGAGAUGAAAUCUUCCUGGUUCCAGGCGAUAAAAGAUCUCAUCAAACUGGUUAUAAAGUAUGUAGCAUGUGAUGUUUUAUGAAACAAGAGGAGCAUGUUGGUGACAAGUGUGUGACCAGUAUUUUAAAUUUGUUCUUACUAUUCCAUGAAUGCACUGAUCAUGGUGCUGAGUGUUCUGAUCAGCUCCCUGAUCUUACUAAAGGAAGACU